UGUGUAAAAAUAUGUUGAUGUAAUUAAACGUUGUUAUUGUAACAAUAUUAUCAUUACUAUUCGUAUUUUAGUAGUUAAUGUUAGUGUUUUUAUGUUUUUUUUUCGUGGUAUCGAAAAUUGCACAUGAGUGGCAGUUCAUUUGCUAAGGGACGAAAAAACUGGCGACCACCAUUCAAAGAACAGAUUUCAUUACUCGUAGUUUAGAACAAGUCAUAGUUAUUAGUAUAUUUAUAGUAGUACUGUAGUUGUAUUAGUCUGUCUAUUGCUAGAAGUAUAGUUGGAGCAGCUAUAAACCGAGAUUGUGUUAAAACGGCACAAGCAGUUGUACUACUCGAGUCGUCCGGUCGGUUGCUAGGCGACGACAAAAAUGGCUGUCAACAUUAAAACUGCAGAGGUGCAGAAAAAGAUUCGAGCAGCUUUCGAGGCGUUUGACUACCAAUCAAACCAGACAGUGGAUGUGCGAGAGAUUGGCACGAUCAUCUAUUCUCUGGGUUGCUUCCCCACUCAGGCAGACCUCCACAACUUCAUAGCUGAGGUAGAAGAGGACGAAACAGGAUACAUCCAUCUGGACCGCUUCCUGCCCGCCAUGACCACAGUUCUCCUGGAACACAAGUUCCCUCCCAUCACUGAGGACGUCCUGCUUCAAGCCUUUGAGGUUCUGGACAUUGAAAAGAAGGGCUUCCUGGACCCAGACGAUCUAUCGCAGUACAUGACUGAAGAAGGUGAAGCCUUCACCCAAGAGGAGAUGGAUGAGAUGCUGACAGCACUCACCGACCACGAGACCAACCUCAUUUACAGCAAAGACUUACUCAACCACCUCAUCCUCGACCCUGAAGUGUAGAUAUCACCAUUCAUCAACGUGUAGACUGUAUAUACAACUAUACAGGUAUAUGUGUAUAUAUAAUACAUGUAUGGAAAAGUUGAGAGCCAUUGCUUUUCUGCUGUACAUUUAGCUGCAUGAAAUACAACAUGAAGGACAUUAGUGGGUGACAACUCAAAAACAAACAAAGCACAUUUCGCUGUGUCAGCAUUUAAUCACAAUAAAGUUCGUUAACGUGCAUGAAAAAGUUACAAACUGCUUUUCCAAUGAUGCCACUUAUCCCGACUGUCGAUAAGAGAAAUGAUUGCAAACAUCAGUAUGAAUUCAUGCUGACAUUCUUUGAACCCAAAAACCACCACAAUUUCACAGUAAAAACAUGACCCGUUAGUGUUCAGCUUAGUUUGCCAUCACAAAAGAUGAAUACCCAAAAUAUUCCCUUCAAGGAAUUAAGGCUCAUUGACAUCCAUCAUAUAUUCUCAGUACAGCAUCAGACUAAUGAUGUAAAGAACAUCAAUUAAUGGAGGCAACCUUUUUUUUUUUUUACCUCAUACAACAGCGUUGCAAGUAUUGCAGGGAUGCAUGGAAACGUGGACUGAAAUGAAGAUUUAGGAAAGUGGUGAAUAAAUAAAAAGCAUGGAGGAUCAGGAAUGGUUCUAGAGGCAGUCCUUGCGGACCAUUUGGUCCUAAAAGAGUCUCACACACACAAUGUGAUCAUAUAAAAUGGAAAGAAAAAGGAAUCCAGCAUCUGACUGUUGCAUCAUUUGACUGUGCGUGAAAACAUUAAACAUUCUGUCACAUGCACUGGGAGGGUGCCAACAUACCUUCACUUGUGAUAAAAUGAAUACUUAGAUUUUUAGUUCCGACAGUAGAAGUGUAAACAGUCUAUGAAGAGCAGACAACUCCAUUUUUAGGGAGCCCCAACCGUUGGAAUCCUCUGAUCUAGCGUUAGAAUCUGUUUUCAAAUAGGAUGCGAGAGGAAGGUCCCAGGAUUGAG
This is a messenger RNA of Nerophis ophidion (straightnose pipefish), 1814 nucleotides long. RefSeq names its product EF-hand calcium binding domain 2 (gene drc8). Lineage: Eukaryota; Metazoa; Chordata; Actinopteri; Syngnathiformes; Syngnathidae. The coding region runs from base 368 to 841 and encodes 157 amino acids. The record is from RefSeq and is a predicted model, not a curated record. Gene Ontology annotation, molecular function: calcium ion binding. The transcript has 8 exons.